Molecule: messenger RNA, 3239 nt
Organism: Alosa alosa (allis shad)
Lineage: Eukaryota; Metazoa; Chordata; Actinopteri; Clupeiformes; Clupeidae
Gene: rundc3ab
Product: RUN domain containing 3Ab
Exons: 11
Coding region: 302-1603 (433 amino acids)
Cellular component (GO): cytosol
Source: RefSeq, a predicted model, not a curated record
GAGAGUGACGGUGGGCUCCUUGGGGGGAGAGAGACGCCAGAGAGCUUUGUUGUUUGGGACCAACCUUGGUACAGAACUGUUUAAAUCAGUGUCUCUCUACAAGCCAGCUGCCGCAGAAGAGGGCAUCCCUUUAAUUGUAUGCUGAGCAUCCUACUUCCCCCUUGAUGACGCCACGGAAGAGCGAGCGUGCGAAGGAGAGCGCUGCUGUUUGUAUGGCGUAGCCAGGGAGGUGUCCGUGGCUCUGGAAGCGCAGCAGUAGCUUCUAACGCUGUCGUCGGUGCCGGUGCCGCCGUAACCUUGUAUGGAACAGAGUGUGCAGUCCGCGAUGGCGAUGGGCUUGUCGUCCAAGAAAGGCUGCUCACGGAGCGUGGCGGUGGAGCGCAAAAAUCUCAUCACCGUUUGCAGGUUUUCUGUGAAGACGCUACUGGAGAAAUAUACAGCGGAACCCAUUGAUGACUCAUCUGAGGAGUUCAUCAACUUUGCUGCCAUUAUGGAGCACAUUCUUAGCCAUCGCUUCAAAGGCUCUGGCAGCUGGUUCGAUGGUCAGAGGAGCUUCUGGGACUUCAUCCGACUGGCGUGCGGUAAAGUCCCCAACAGCUGCAUCAGCAGCAUCGAGAACAUGGAGAACAUCAGCUCCUCCCUGGCCAAGGGUAGAGCAUGGUUACGGGUGGCUCUGAUGGAGAAGCGUCUGUCGGAGUACAUUGCCACAGCUCUUAGGGACAGCCGCACCACCAGGAGGUUUUAUGACGACGGCGCCAUCAUGCUGAGGGAGGAAGCCUCUGUGUUGACUGGUAUGCUCAUUGGACUCGGAGCCAUCGACUUCAGUUUCUGUCUGAAGGGAGAGGCACUGGAUGGGAAAUCUGAAGCGGUCAUUGACUACACCCCCUACCUGAAGUUCACACAGAGCUAUGACUACCUUAGCGAUGAGGAGGACCGGCGCAGUGUGGACAGCAGUAGCAGUGAGGAAAGUGCGCCGGAGCAUCCUUACGUUCCCUUGAUAACCGAGGAGGAGAGCUGGAGUGCCAAGUGCAGGAAGAUGGAGCAACGCUACAAGAUUGUCUACGCACAGAAGGGAUACCUUGAGGAACUGGUUCGUCUGCGCGACUCCCAGCUGAAGAACCUGGAGAUGGAGAACAAACGCUUGAGCUCACAGCUGGAGGAGGUGCAGAACCAGAGUGAACAAGAGAAGAGGGAACUGGAGGGAAUAGUUCUGGAACUCCAAGAACAGCUGACUGGCCUUAUACCCUGUGACCCCCGUCAGUUGUCUAAAGAUCUGCCCGUCCCCCUGGUCAAUGAGUGGACCUCGCUAAGCCCCUUCAACAAUGCGACUGGCGACAAACUCUUCCGCAGCAGGGGAAGCUUCCCCAGUCCAGAGCCCCUCUCAGCAACACUCAGUCUGGACUCAGAGCCUCUGAGAGCCGAGGUCAAGCCCAACGGACAAGCCUGGUGCACCAGAGCAGAGAAGAACUACACUACGUCCAUGUUGGGUCUGUGCGGCUCCAUGGGCUCCCUGCCCAGCUGUAAGUCUCUGCCCAGCCUCAGGUCGACAGAGUGCCUGGUGAAUAUCAGUGCUGACCCCAGCCCUGCCCUCACCCCCAGCUAGGGGGCGCCACAAAGCAGCUAUCCACCCAACCACCACGCCAUGCCACAGGAGAAACCAUGUGACCAAGCCCUGACUGACCACAGAGGAUUCUGGGAUUGAGGCUGAACUGCAGAAGAAAUUACAAAAUUAUUGGAACAUUGUUUAUGUUUUUUGAUUUAGCUUUUGUGUGUUUUAUUUUUGGAAAAGAUGAUGUCACGUAGGUCAGAAAUAGACCAAGAUGGCGGCUCUUCAGGACGCCUCUGUGUUCCUCUCAGCCGUCACAUGGUUCCACCAGUGGAAAGUGGUUCUUCCUGUAGACCGUUGCUAGACCUGUGCUGUAGAACUUUUGCACUGAGGUGUAUUGGGAUAGCCUGUUCCCAGUCUUCAGCCAGUCACAAUGGAUUGUGGGACUCUCCUGGUUGAGCCUCAGAAACAGCCAAUGAGUCUGUUCUAUCCCUUUAUCUACAUUUACAUCUACAUGACAAACACACACACACACACACACACACACACACACACACACACAGAGAGAACAUACAGGCAUCACACCACAGUUAGACAACCACAUACACACUUUCCAGAUGACAUGCAAGUUAUCUCACCGCAGGUGGCACAGACACACACACUCUACCAUGCCCAACAACAGGAUGACAUUUAACUGGCAAGAGACACGUCACAGGACACACACACUCCAAGACAAACCUCCCCUAAUGCAGACAUUCCCAACAGAGACUCUAUUUGUGAGACCAGGGCCUGGGUAUGUGAACUCAGUGUAGAAACUAUAGCAACCUUCUCUCCUUUUCCAAAUAAACCCAAUCUGUCUCCUGCGGAGAGACCAGCUUCUCUGCCAUAGAAAUGUCUGAACGUCUGUAUGUCAACGUUGUCAACCACCGGAAAACAACAGCAAAACAAGUGGACUAGCUGUAGUACUGCCCUUCACAGCCUCCUCCUCUCCUCUCCAGUCUUCAACAUGGAGAAAUGUACUGUUUAAAUGGUGAUGGAGAUUGAACCCUUUGUGGGUAGAAACAAUAGCAAACGUUAGCCAACUAAUUCCUAUACAAAUAUUAUAUGCACAUACGAUUUUAUCAGUGUCUAUCAUGGACCAAAAUCAUUCUGCUAACUUUCUCAAAGCCAAUGUGUGUUCUUAACAUUUGUUGUGUCUGCCGGGCCAUUCAUGUACUGUAAGUGUGCUUGCUUCCGCAGUCUGUGAUAGUAAAUAAAAAAAAGCAGGACAAGGCUUGUAGUUGCCUAGCUGAGGGAACAGAGCAAAACCAUGGCAAGAUUAUGCAAACACUGAUGGUGAUAUGGUUGAAAUUAGGUAAUUAGAGGCUGUGUUGUUAAAGUAAUUGAAUAUUUACGCAAGGUAAAUGUCAGGUCAGACUCACAACUGAGGCUGGAUAGGAAGUGAGGUGAAAGGAAUGGGUUAGGCCUGGAACCAGCCGGCUUGGGCCCUGGCUAAGAAAGUUAUCCCUAUAAGAGGUUAUGAAACUGUGUGUGAGUGAUGUAUGUGCUGUGUACGUGUGUGGGGUUAUCCAAACAUCAUGACAUGUUUUAUCCUUGCCACAAUAGCCAACCUAUUUAAUACACUAUUGACAACAAAGACAUCUAUCAUUUUGAAAUCGAAUGCAAUAAAAACUGCCUCUUUUGUUAGACAAUG